Molecule: messenger RNA, 534 nt
Organism: Miscanthus lutarioriparius
Lineage: Eukaryota; Viridiplantae; Streptophyta; Magnoliopsida; Poales; Poaceae
Source: the annotation of a GenBank genome assembly
AUGGCCACAGCCACCACGUGCCGUCUCGUCCUCCUCCUGCCUCUGCUCUCGCUACUCCUCCUCACCGUGUCGGCUUUCGACUCGACGCUCCUCCCCACCGGCACCGCAGCCGACGGCCAGCCGAGCGCGUACGAGAUGCUGGAGGGGUUCGGGUUCCCGAGGGGCAUCCUGCCGGAGGGCGUGACCGGGUACACGUACCGGCCGUCGGACGGCGCGUUCGAGGUGUUCAUGGGCGGGGACUGCGAGUUCGAGGUGGACGGCGGCUACCGCCUCACGUACCGGCGCAGGAUCUACGGCAACGUCGAGGGCGGCAGCAUCCGGAACCUCGGCGGCGUCUCGGUGCGCAUGUUCCUCUUCAACUGGGGCAUCGACCGCGUCGUCAUGGAGGACGCGGACCACCUCAUGUUCUACGUCGGCCCGCUCUCGCAGGCGUUCCCCGUCGACAACUUCGGCCAGUCCCCGCAGUGCCGGCGUCGUCGUUGCCACGGUGGCGGGAACGGCGUGGGCGCCGGCGGUGGCGUCGCGGCGAUGUAG